Zophobas morio is the source of this 2068-nucleotide messenger RNA. RefSeq names its product kelch-like protein 10. Gene Ontology annotation, molecular function: protein binding. The transcript has 5 exons. The record is from RefSeq and is a predicted model, not a curated record. NCBI's taxonomy places the organism in Eukaryota, Metazoa, Arthropoda, Insecta, Coleoptera, Tenebrionidae. Bases 71 to 1966 code for a protein of 631 amino acids.
UCAAUAAAUGUCAUAUUAAUCAGUUUUCAUAAUAUACAAACUCCUCACAAGACAGUGAACCACAUUUUAAAUGGAUUUUACAAUGCAGCUUCGACGAGUUUCCUCAAAAACAAAAAUUAAGUUGACAAACUCAAAAAAAUCGUGCAAAAAACGAAAACAGCAAAACUGUAGAAAAAACGACAAAUGUGUGUGCAUGCCAAUGCAGCCAAGUUCUUUUGAAUUUCCCCGAAUCUGGAAAGAACUGCGUCUUAAAAAUCAGCUCUGUGAUGGAGUAGUCCACUGUUCUGAUGGUACAGAAUUCAAAAUACAUCGAGCUAUUCUCUCAGCUGCCAGUCCUUAUUUUCGAGCACUCUUCACAAAUUCCAUAAACAGGGGACAGCCUGAAACUUACGAAGCAAAUGUUGCAGCAUCUGGAAAAAUUUUCGCUUUACUUCUUGAUUUUGCGUACACGGGCACUUGUUCGAUAAAUUCUUCGAAUGUAGAGGACCUACUCAAAUUUGCUGAUCAAUAUGAGAUUCUUGGUGUUGUUCAACUUUGUUGCAGGUACUUGCUCGAUGAGUUAUGUUCGACAAACUGUUUGGGAAUCCUGCAUUUUGCUAAUCAGUAUUUCUGCAACGAUUUGGUCAAGCGUGGACAAAGAUUCGUCAAACACAAUUUUAGUAAAGUGUUAAUGGAAAGUAGCGAAUUUGUUCAUUUAGAUAAAAAUGAGCUUAAAGAAAUUAUAACUGAUGAUGAACUUAAUAUAAAGAACGAGGAAUUGGUUUUUGAGUCUGUGGUGAAGUGGAUCAACUUUUGUCCAAGAAGUAGGAAAAUCUACUUCUUUGAACUACUGCGAUGUAUAAGACUUGGAAAUAUGGCACGUGAUAAUCUCAUUGCUAUUGCUAGACACCCUUUCGUAGAGGAAAAACAUGAGUGUAAAGAAUACAUGGAAAAAGUCGUUUCUCAAAUUGAAACUAUAAUGUGUCCAGGAAAAAUCGAUAUUUCCAACGUCAUUUUUCGACCACGCAUAUCCUAUGACGUUCUUUUUGCAAUUGGUGGGUGGAGUGCUGGAAGUCCCACCAAUUUCGUAGAAACUUAUGAUGUUAGGGCAGACAGGUGGCUUUUAUCGUCAGACACAGAUUCAGUACCUCGAGCGUACCAUGGUUUGUGUACUUUAAAUGGUAUCAUUUAUGUAAUCGGUGGUUUUGAUGGUAACCAGUACUUCAACACUGUUAGACGUUUUAAUCCAGUAAAUCAUAUGUGGAACGAAUGUGCGUGUAUGUAUCAUCAUCGUUGCUAUGUCAGUGUAGUAAUGUCUGACAAUAAAAUAUAUGCUAUGGGUGGUUACAAUGGACGAAUUCGAAUGAAUACUGCAGAAAGAUACGAUCCGAUUAAAAACCAAUGGGAAAUUAUUCCUCCGAUGCAGAAGCAAAGAUCUGAUGCUAGUGCUGCUUCUCUCAACGAAAAAAUAUACAUUGUCGGAGGAUUCAAUGGUCAAGAAGUUAUGCGCUCUGCUGAAGUUUUUGACAUUAAAACAAGCCAGUGGUCAUAUAUUCCCCAAAUGAUUUCGGCAAGAUCUGGUGUUUCUUUAGUUGUCUAUGACAAUACUCUCUAUGCCUUGGGAGGUUUUAAUGGCUACGUAAGAUUAACCAGUGGUGAGAAGUACGUACCAGGAGAAUCUCCUUGGUGGACCGAAGUUUCAGAAAUGAUGACCCCAAGAAGCAACUUUGCGACUGUUAUUUUAGAUGAUUACAUCUAUGUUAUAGGAGGAUUUAAUGACAACUUCGUGUCAGGUUCUUCGACAAUCAAUUUCGUGGAGUAUUACGAUCCGGAAACCGACGACUGGUAUGACGCUUCGCCAAUGAAUCUCAACAGAUCUGCUCUGAGUGCUUGCGUCAUCAGUGGCUUACCAAAUACCAAGGAAUAUUCAGUUUUGGGUAGAAGUCAACAGGAAUGGGGACAAGGAGCUGAAAUUGGUACAACUUAAUGUGUUUGAAGAUUUUAAAAUAUGUGGUUCUUGCCUUUUUAUCUAUACCAUGUUUAUUAUUUAAAUUUGUCAGUUUUAUACAAUAAAUAUUAUCAUUUGAAA